GUGGUGGUGACGGCUGGGGGUGUGUUGUAGCGAGGUAAGGAACACAGCUCCAGUGGUGGGGUUUGAAUGAAAGCGGAAGGCAGGAAGACAUCAACAUGAAGCCCUGAAGGACCGACACUAGGCUGGGAUGAAGGGAGCUCACACACGGCACAGCUGCUGAAGGUACAAGCAGCAGGAGAAGGAGAGGAGAUGGAGGGGGAUCAGACGGAGUCGAGUGUCGCGUCCGAUACAAGCCCAGAUACGCCCGCUGACAUGGAGCACGCCAGCAGGACUACCGGGGCGGAGCGCGGACCCCGACAGACCCACCAGGUCAUACAGGGUACUCCUCUAGACGUGUAUGACACGGGAAAGUCCCUGAAGGUCCAGGCAGAGCGCCCCCACUUGGUCAGUUUGGGAAGUGGACGCCUGAGUGUGGCCAUCACCCUGCUGCCCCUGCUCGAAGGGAGGACCACGCUGGGCAGCGAGGAGGCAGACAUCCCCCUGCAGGGCGCGGGCGUGGCCCCCCAGCACUGCUACAUCCAGCACCAGGCGGGCUGCCUCACCCUGUACCCCUGUGGGAACCAGUGCUCUGUGGACGGCCUGGCCGUCACCAGGCCCACGCGCCUCACCCAAGGGUGCAUGCUGUGUUUCGGCCAGUCUGCCUUUUUCCGCUUCAACCACCCAGAGGAAGCCCUCAGGAUGAAGAGUAUGAACGCCAGCAGAACUCAUCAAGCAGACUUCAGCAACGUUCCCAACGGCGGGGGUAUUCCAGGUCCGGCGGACCACCAGGAUAACCCAGACCACCGCUCCAUGAUCCCCCCGGACCCCCCGCUCCAGGACCCUCUGGGGUUCAGUGACUACGACUGCCCCUCCCCCUCCUCCUCAUCAUCCUCCGGUCCCGGACAGACCCCGAGCAGCAGACUGACGGCCCCCACGCGACCCCCCUGCUCCCCGGGGGCCAAACCGGUCCCGGUGCCACGCCCGCGGGCCUCCCCUCCCGUGGCCCCCAGCCACGGCUCCGGGGGGGGGCCCCGGGUUGCCGAGAGCCCCCGGUCCCUCCGAGGCAGCCGAGCGGACGUCUCCGUGGGCCCCAGCCCCAGUCCGUCCCCCGCGGCCCCGCAGAGACCCACCCCACGGGGCUCCCCGGCCCCGCCGGCCCGCCCCAGAGUCUCGGGCCCCUCCCUGCACAACCGGCCGCCCAGUCCCGUGCGGGAUCAGGGCCAGCUCCGCCCCCGCAGAGACGACGUCGCCCCCCAGAAGCAAAGGACUCCAGAGGGGGCAGGAGGCAGCGGCCAGAGAGAGCUGCCGCCCCACAGCUCCUUCAUGUCCCGGAGCACAACAGCUGGCUUCCUCCAGGGCUCGUCCUCCUCCUCCUCCUCCCUCCCUUCACACCCCUCUGCCGCCAGCAGAGCUGCCUCCGAGAGCCCCCGCGGCCACCGCAAGGCGCCACCCCAGAGCCAGGCCCCCCACGGCGGGAUGGUCCGCGAGCAGCCCCGCGGCCACCUGAGGACCAACUCCGGCUCCUGUCCCGGGAUCCAGGGCUCCUCGGUGUCUCUCUCGGGGUCCUCGCCCCUCACCAGCCCCGGGAGGCAGAGGAAAGGAUCUCAUGGGGCCGCUGCGGCGGGGCCCGGCGCCGGCAGCAGGGACCCCUCCUCCGGCGCCGUGAGGCCCCGCACCAGAGAGCGGAAGAACAGCAUCUCGGAGAUCAGCGACAACGAGGACGAGCUGCUGGAGUACCACCGCUGGCAGCGGGAGGAGCGCCUUCGCGAGCAGGAGAUGGAGAAGCAGGAGCGCCAGAGACUGGAGUCCAUCCUGAGUCUGUGUGCAGAGUACAACACCAACCGGGAGGACCCGCAGGGGGACCCGGGGGAGUCCAUGAGGGAGGGGCUGUUCCCCAGAGGCGGGGAGGGGGUCACUACCAGGGGCCUCUGCCCGGACGGGGGAGGCUGGAAGGCCCUGCAUGGAGGAGGGGGAGACAAGCCCCGUAUGACGGCGGAGAACGACGAGGAGAACCAGAGAGAGGAGUCCAGCAGCACGGAGAGCACUCACCAAGAGUGUGAGGACCUGCUGGUGGAGCUGGGCCGUGGCCCCGGCCCCCGGGAGCAGCACGGCCCGCUGGGGGAGGAGAGGAGCCGGGCCCUGGGCCGCAUGGAUGAACUCAGCAGCAGAGUCAGCGAGCUCGACCUGCAGCUGCAGGAGACCAGGCAGGAGGUGGAGAUGGAGCGCGCGCUGCUGCAGGCGGAGCGGCGGGAGGAAGAGCAGCAGAUGGAGGCGGAGUCGGAGAUGAUCUCACGGCUGCAGCUGAGACUGCAGCAGCUGGACGAGGCCACCCAGAGAGAGAAGGACAAGGGCAGGGCUAGUGUCUCGGCAGAGAGGACUGUGCUGGAGAGGCAGAGGGCUGGGUACAGUGAGCUGAAGAGACAGCUUGAUAGAUGCGUCUUGUCUGACAGGGAACAGUUACAGGAGCGGCUGCACAGGGAGGCGGAGGCCCUGGACGUGGGCAGCAGGAGGUUUGAGGAGCUGGAGUUCUGCCAGCUGGAGCAGGAGAGCAGCCUGGAGGAGAGGAAGGAGGCGCGCUGCAGCCAGCUCCUCCAGGAGAAGGCCGAGUGCCACCGCAGCCUGUCCCGCAGGAAGGAGAAGAUGGCCGCCCUGGAGGCUCAGGCCAAUCAGCUGGGAGUACAAGCAACUCUGGAGUGUGAGAAGCUGGCCAAGGACCGGACCCUGAUCCUGCAGAUGCUACACAAGGAGAAGGACCGGCUUUGUGUGCUGGAGCAGAGAUGCUACAGCCAGGCCGAGGGCAGAGGCCCCCCACAGAUCACCUAUAACGCCUCAGAGGAGCCUUCGCUUCACAUCAGCGAACCGGACUUUGUUCGUGAAGAGGGGGGUCGUGAUAGUCCCCUUCCCGCCACUACUUCACUCUCACCUCAAGCCUACCCCCCCAGGCCCCAGGAGGAGUACCUCAAGCUGUCUGACGUCUAUAAGAUGUACGGGAGCGCUCUGACAGCCCACUCCUCCUCCUCCACCGCUACUCUCCACUGUCUCUCCCUGGCCGCCUCCCCCGCCCUGUCCAGCGAGGAGUACAUCACGGUCAACCAGCUGAGCCAGAUCUUCGGGAUGCAGAGGGUGGACCGCUGUCCCACCUCCUCCUCCUCCACCUCCUCUUUCCAGUCAUUCCAGCUAGCCCCCGCUGCUCCUCACUUCUCCUGCAGAUCAUCUGCAUUUCCUCCUCCUCCUCCUCCUCCUCCUCCUCCUCCUCCUCCCAUCUUCUCUAUCCAGAGCCACCAGCUCCACCAGGGGGCGCUGCCUGCUAUGAACCUGGAGCGCUGGUACCAGGACAUCAUGGCCGCUGGGGAGCACCAGCAGGCCUGCCCUCCCCCGCUGCCUGCCAAGUCCUUUUCCUCCCGCAGGCAGGGGCAGCCCAGACCAGACGGAGACGGCAGUGGACAGAGACAGUCGUGCUCCCAGCCCAGCACUGCCACGCCCCUCCCACAAGCCAAUGGGUUCUCCCACGAGAAGAACGCAUCCACCAGGGAUCUACAGCUGCUGCUCAAAGAGCUGUCACAUUCGUCCGACACAGAGUCCAGGAGACAGUAUUCUCUGCAGUGCAAAGGUCCAUCUCCCACCGUGCACCACUCCUUCCUGCACCACCAUGCGCCACCUAGUGGCAACCAGGCGUACGACACGCUGAGCCUGGAGAGCUCCGACAGCACAGAGACCAGCGUCUCCGCCGGCAACUGCGCCUGUUCGCCAGAAAGUGCCAGCGGGCAGGAGGCCCAGCGCAUCGAGGAGAUGGAGAAGAUGCUGAAGGAGGCGCAGCAGGAGAAAGCCCGACUGGUGGAGAACCGCGAGCGGGAGGUGCAGGCCCGGCUGCAGAUGCUGGAGGAGGAGCGCCGGCGCCGGGAGGAGGCGGAGCGGAGGCUCCUGGACGAGGCCUCCCACCGGAGGAGGCUGGUGGAGGAGGAGGUGAAGCUGAGAGAGAGGCACUUCUCCCAGGCUCGGCCAAUGACGCGCUACCUGCCCAACCGGAAGGAGGAGUUUGACCUGCGGGUCCACGUGGAGUCGUCCGGCCACAGCGUGGACACCUGCCCCUUCGUCAUCCUCACCGAGAAGAUGUGCAAGGGCCACCUGGUGAAGAUGGGCGGCAAGAUCAAGUCGUGGAAGAAGCGCUGGUUCGUCUUCGACCGCCUCAAGAGGAACUUCUCCUACUAUGUUGACAAGCACGAGAGCAGGCUGAAAGGACUCAUCUACUUCCAGGCCAUCGAGGAGGUCUACUACGAUCACCUCCGCAGCGCCACCAAGAGCCCCAACCCGUCUCUGACCUUCUGCGUGAAGACCCACGACCGGCUCUACUUCAUGGUGGCUCCCUCCCCGGAGGCCAUGCGCAUCUGGAUGGACGUCAUAGUAACGGGGGCCGAGGGAUACACGCAGUUCAUGAGCUGAGGGACCUCGCUGAUUGACGGCCAGGGGAUUAUAAGAGAGGAAGGGGGGGCGGGCGACCAGACGCGUGAACUCGGCGAGAGAGAGGGAGAUGCGGCCCCGUGGUUUCGGCGCAUUGGGUGCCAUCAAACUGGGGAUAUCGAUGGCUUACCAGUGGAGAGUCGGAAGAGGACGGAUUGAGUGGGGCUCUGAUUGUUAAUAAAAUGCCCCUUCAGAGUUUAUUGAUACUUUCUUUCUUUCUUGAUUGUCUCUGGUUAAAAAGAGGCCUCUGUUGUGGAAGGACUGUCCUGUCCUAGCAGGCUGUAAGAGCAGACUCAUCCCGGGUCGAGCCGACCGGGGAGAGAGAUGUGCGUAUAAAGAGAGAGAAACUUAACAACUGACAUACUGCUUGUUAUGCCAAAAUAUAUAACGAUCACUAUUAUUAUUAUUUUGUUGUUUUAUUUUUUAUUAUAUACUUAUUAUUAAUAGAAUACUUAAAAUGUCUCUUAGACAUUAUAAUCAACUUAAAGUGUAAUACUGCUUAAAGUGAAACAAAUUCGCAUUAACAGCAUUUUGCAGCACAGUAUUUAUGGCUUAUAUUUCUUUUCAGAAUUUUUAUACAAUUUGUAUUUUUUUGUGUUUUCGGAAGUUAUUGGAAAAAACAUACAGCCAUAUUGGUCAUUAUCAGCAUUUUUUUUUUAUUGUCCUAUUUGUUUUUGUAAAGUACUAUAAUAUAAACAGUUUUUAUAAUGCUUCCCUGAGACGAAUAUACAACAUGCAUCUUAAAUAGCACGCAUAAGAGAACAUCCUGUAAUAAAUGUAAUAUAUACAGUUUAUAUACACUUACAGUCAUAUUGUAACACUGCCAUCACUCAUCUCCUAAAUAAAUGUUUAUUAUUAUGUAUUAGUCUCUAUUGGUUUAUAAACACACAGACAGCCACACAUGUGUGCGUGAGCGUAUGAUAAACAAUCCCUAUAUCAUAUUUCCCUUUUGUGUGUGUGUGUGUGUGUGUGUACGUCAACUCUGAACACAAGCGCUGUCAAACCACGCAAUGCAGCGCUUAACUCAUUGCAGCGAUCACUGCAACAUUAAACAGACGAGCGCCGGAACCCCAGAAACAUACUUAGCAUAUGACAGGUGAGGUUAGACCCCAUUACGUUUGAACCAUCAGGUGAACACUUACAACAUCUCUUCAUUCA
Messenger RNA from Gadus chalcogrammus (walleye pollock), 5595 nucleotides. RefSeq names its product pleckstrin homology-like domain, family B, member 1a (gene phldb1a). The transcript has 25 exons. Gene Ontology annotation, cellular component: basal cortex. Gene Ontology annotation, molecular function: protein binding. NCBI's taxonomy places the organism in Eukaryota, Metazoa, Chordata, Actinopteri, Gadiformes, Gadidae. The coding region runs from base 190 to 4419 and encodes 1409 amino acids. The record is from RefSeq and is a predicted model, not a curated record. Gene Ontology annotation, biological process: regulation of microtubule cytoskeleton organization.